CUUGAAUCAAUUAUUUUGAUGUGAGUUUUCAAUUUUGUUGAAUUCCCAUGAUUUCUAGGGCUGGGUUAAUUAAUUUGUUUCGGUGCAAUUCAUUCAAAGUCUAUCGUUAUUUGUCAACAUCUAAAGGAAUUAACAAUAUGGGUGACUCUCAAGGUGCUAGCGGUGAACCUGAAUUUAAGGUUGAUAAGGAAUCGUUGAAAUCUCGGCUAACCGAUAUCCAGUACAGGGUGACUCAAGAAGCGGAUACCGAAAUGCCAUUCACUGGUGAAUAUUUGAAAUUAAAGGACAAUGGAAUGUACGCCUGCUUAAUUUGUGAAUCUGAAUUAUUCUCAUCAAAUACCAAAUACGACUCUGGAUGUGGUUGGCCUGCCUUCUUUGAUGUCAUCGAUAAAACUAAAGUAAAGCUGACAGUUGAUAAAUCCCUUGGUAUGGUACGUACCGAGGUAACUUGUGCUAAAUGUAAUGCCCACCUUGGUCAUGUUUUUGAUGAUGGACCAAAGCCUACUGGAGUCCGUUAUUGUAUCAACUCUGCUUCAUUGAAAUUCAAGAAAAAGACAUAAAAUUAUGAAACAUUAUAAUACAGUUUAACUUUUGCUCUCCUAUUCCAUUAAUUCACAAUUGUAACAUCCUGAUCAGUGGUUUUGAUUUAAUUUUUACUUCUGAGCAUCAGUUUGAAUCAUCCUGGUAAAUUAUCAAAUGUUGGAUCCACGGGAAUAUUUUGAAAUGAAUAUUUCAGAAUCUCAAAUGGAAGUUGAACCCUAAUGAAUUUAAAAAAAUCGGUGUUAAUUUAUUUGCAAUUUUUCUAUUCCUUCACAACUUUUAUCCCUUUAAUGCCAAGACAUUUUGUCAUUGCAAAAAUCCUUGUUUAUUGUUUAUUAUCUCUAAUAUUAAGAUUAAAUCUCAACAAUCCGUUAAAAUACAAAUAAA
Molecule: messenger RNA, 927 nt
Organism: Tetranychus urticae (two-spotted spider mite)
Lineage: Eukaryota; Metazoa; Arthropoda; Arachnida; Trombidiformes; Tetranychidae
Biological process (GO): protein repair; response to oxidative stress
Cellular component (GO): cytoplasm
Molecular function (GO): peptide-methionine (R)-S-oxide reductase activity
Source: RefSeq, a predicted model, not a curated record